CCCGAAACUUAUGUGUUUUCAGUUUGUUCCAAACAUGGCAGUGUAUAAUCUUGCCACGGAACCAAAACUUACGGUAUAUUUGACAGUUUUGAUUUGAGGUACCAUUUUUUCUCAAACAAAAGACCCACCUGACUAGGAAUGGCAGUCUACCGCAGGACAUUCAUACCAGCGUACGCGGCCGCGCCUCCGGAAGUUGUACAGGCAAUUUCUACGGACGCUAAGAAGCAUAUGGGAGAUUUGUCCGCCACAUUGAAGAAACUCGAUAGAUUACAUGGCAGUUUAAUAAAAGAGUGCAAGCAAACGUGGUACGAUGUUUGCCCUAAGUGUAAGGAUAAGGUAAACAAAAUUGAGCUGAAAAGUUUUGUAGACACGGAAUGUCAAACAGAAAAAGAUUGCUUUAAAGUAGCCUUCAGUUCUUCUUUUAGCGACGAGAUAGGUGGCUUGCAGACUUCAGGAGUUGACCGGAAAUUUAAUUUUCCAUCUAACUUAAAAAAACCCAUUGGGGAACAUGAAUCUCGAGGAAAAUUACGCACAGAUGACGACUUUUCAACUCAGCACCAUCAAAGCAAAUUAACACAGGAUGACAUGCACGAUACAAAAGCUGAAUUGGAGUCGUGUGAAUCAAACUUAACCAAUUUGGAAAAAGGAAAAGCAGAGGAGGAAAUGAUUUCGCCCAAAAUGGAUGCACUGACGGAGAAAAUGAAAAGAUGGAACCUAACGAGGCCUCAUGAAAUUCAAAAGCUAGAAGAUGAAAUUAACAAAAACGAGAGAAAGAACCGGCAGUUAACCUCAAAAAAUGAAACAUUGCAAAAAGAAGUGGUCUCAUUCCAAACAGAACGAAAAAGCUUGCGUGAGGAUGUCCAAAGACUAACAGAAACACUCACAAUCUCCGAAGGAAAAACAUACUCUUUGGAACAAACUUUGGAAAAAAAGGAGGAGGAAAUACAAAACUUAAAAGAUCAGCUACAGAGCGAAAGAGACAAAAUGGUCGAAAACGAUUUUCCAAAGGACGUGCUAGAAAACUUGACAAGUGACAAAGCAAAUCUGAUAAGUGACAAAGCCAAACUGAUCAAUGAUCUAGAAAGCAUGCAGCAAGACAAACUGAGCAUGCAGCAAGAACUGGAAGGGAAAAUGACAAAGCUGCAAGAGAAAAAGAAAAAAGCAAAAUCUGAAAUAGAAAACUUCAGGAAAACGCUCGAUUCAAAAGAUGGCGAGGUACUUUCAUUGCAACGCGACAAUGACUGGCUCAAAACAAAAAUGCAAACUCUCAAAGAAGAAAAGGAAACAUUACAAAAUGAUAUGACAUGUCUGGAAAGUUUUAAUGAAGAGUCAAAGUCGAAGAGCAAAGAGUUACAUAAGACGAUUGAUGAACAGAAAGAAAAACUCAACUCACUGAAGACCGAUAAGGAAAACAUAACGAGAGAUAUGAAAACACUCACGGAAACAAAUGAACAACUAAGGAAGAGUUUGAAUGCUCUUGAAGAAGAAAAAACAAAGAUGCAGACGGACCAUGAACAUCAGAUGGCAGACUUUCGAAAACAUAACACCACGUUAUCGUCGACAAAUUCAGUCUUACAGCAACAAAUCAGUUCAAAAGAUGACGAAGUGCUUUCAUUGAAACGCGACAAUGACAGGCUCGGAACAAAAAUGCAUACUCUCAAAUGUGAGAAGUCAUCACAAAAGGAUAUGAAAGAUCUGGAAAGUCUUAAUAAUGAGCUAAAGGCCAAGAACAAGGAGUUGCAUAACGCCAUCGAUGCACAAGAAUCAGAACACAACUCAUUAAAGACCGAAAGGGAAAAUAUGACGAGUGUUAUGAAAACACUCACGGACACAAUUGAACAGCUAAGAAAGAGUGUGAGUACUCUUGAAGGAGAAAGGGAAAAAAUGCAGACGGACAUUGAGCAUCAGAUGGCAGACUUUCGAAAACAUAACACCACGAUAUCAUCGACAAAUUCAGUCUUACAGCAACAAAUCAAUGCACAAGAAUCUGAACUCAACUCACUGAAAUCCGAUAAGGAAAUUGUGACGAGGGAUAUGAAAACAGUCACGGAUAAUAAUGAACAACUAGGAAUGCGCUUGAGUGCUGCUGAGGGAGAGAAAGCAAAGAUGAAGACGGACCAUGAGCAACAGAUGACAGACAUUCGACAUAAUAACUCAGUGUUAUCAUCGACAAAUUCAGUCUUGCAGAGGCAAAUCAGUUCAAAAGAUGACGAGGUACUUUCAUUGAAAAGUGACAAUGACAGGCUGAAAGAAAAAAUACGUACUCUCAAGGAAGAGAGGAAGACAUCCCAGAACAAUAUCACUGAUCUCGAAAAUCUACGUGUAAAGCUUGUAUCGGAAAGCAGAGAGUUACAGAGCACGAUUGGUACAAAAGAUAACCUUAUACAAUCCCUGGAAACUCAAAGCAAAGAUCAUGCAAAGGAUUUGAAGAAGUUGGAGAGAGAAAAGGAACAACUCAAAACAGAAAUUAGGAAACACGGGGAAGAUAAUGAUCGUUUGACAAAGAAUGUACGGCUGCUUGAGGAAAAAAAUGCUGAACUCACAAAAAAAGUAACAACCCUUGAAAAAGAAAAGGGCAACAUGACAAGAAACAUAGAUGAUCCUAAUCGUUUAACGAUGAAUUUGACGGAACUAAACGCAGAAAGAGAACAACUGACAACAGAUCUUAGGAAACAGAAGGAAAAAAAUGAACAGUUAUCAAAGAAUGUUAAGACGCUUGAGGACGAAAAACAUCAACUUACAAACGGAGAAACGUUACUUAAAAAAGAAAAAGAGAACACGAAAAGAAAUAUAACAACACUAGAAAGAGAAAAGGAACAACUGACAAUGGAUUUGAGAAAACAUGAAGAAACCACAGAACUGUUAUCAAGGAAUGUAAAGACGCUUAAGAAAGACAAGAAAGAAUUCACAGACAGAGUAGUUGCUCUUGAGAGAGAGAAAGAAAGCAUGGCAAGAAAUAUAAGGACACUAGAAACAGAACAGGAACAACUGACAACGGAUCUUAGAAAACAUGAAGAAACCAAGGAACUGUUACCAAAGAAUGUAAAGACGCUUGAGAAAGACAGGAAACAACUCACAGACAGAUUAGUUGCUCUUGAGAGAGAGAAAGCAAGCAUGGCAAGAAAUAUAAGGACACUAGAAACAGAACAGGAACAACUGACAACGGAUCUUAGAAAACACGAAGAAACAAAGGAACUGUUAUCAAAGAAUGUAAAGACGCUUGAGAAAGACAAGAAACAACUCACAGACAGAGUAGUUGUUCUUGAGAGAGAGAAAGAAAGCAUGGCAAAAAAUAUAAGGACACUAGAAACAGAACAGGAACAACUGACAACGGAUCUUAGAAAACAUGAAGAAACCAAGGAACUGUUAUCAAAGAAUGUUAAGACGCUUGAAGAGGAAAAGAAAGAGCUCAUAAACGGAGUAACGGCACUUAAAAGAGAAAAAGAAAACGUGACAAGAAAUAUAACGACACUAGAAGCAGAAAAGGAACAGCUGACAAAGGAUCUAAAGGAAUAUGAAGAAAAUAAGGAACUGUUAUCAAGGAAUGUAAAUACGCUUGAGAAAGACAAGAAACACCUCACAAACAGAGUAAUGGCUCUUGAAAGAGAGAAAGGAAGCAUGGCAAGAAAUAUAACGAUACUGGAAACAGAAAAAAACCGACUGACUAUGGAUUUUGGGACGCUUGCGGGAGAAAAGGAAAGUUUGGCCAAUAAUCUGGGGACACUCGAAGAAGAGAAAAUAUCAAUGGAAACGAACUAUGAGCUAAAGCUAACAGAACUCAGGGAUUUGCAACAUGAAAAUCGUUUAAAGGAGGAGGAAAACCACCAAAUGAAAAUGGAGAUUUUAGAAUUAAAGACACCAAAAAAGAAAUCUAUCGUUUUGGGAGUGAGAUACGGCAGUUCCAUAGGAAAGACAAUGGUGGAUAUGGUUACAAGAGAACUGACGAAAGGUUUAGAGCAGAUGAUAGACACAACAAAAUUCGACCUGACCAUUAAACUUUAUCAGAAAGCAUCAGAAACCUCGAAAGGUCCAAUGGUCGUGCUAUGUUUGAACAUAUCAAGUGUUGGAACAAAUAUACAAGACGCACUAGCAGGAAUUGAAGUUGGCAGUGAUGUCAUGGUGGUGGUGCUUCACCAUACAAGUAAAGAGAACUUUUCGUAUCUGACACCUGCGAGUCUUCGUGUAAAGGGGAAGGAAUUCAGAAAGCUUGGUGCUAUCCUGGACAUGGUCUUUAGCAGUGACAGCGGGCUGUAUGAUUGUGACCUGAACACCACAACCAUUGACAAGUUGGCAACGAUUCUGAUGAAACGCUAACGACAUAUUUUGUAAGGAAAACCAAAGACGUAAAACAGGGACACUGAUGACGUCAAAAAUUGACUUAAAAGAAUAAGUUAAUAGUUAAGUAUUUUUCUCUCUUCCUUUUUGCUUUUCCAUCUAAAUUUAAGAUUUCUAACGAAACAGCUUUAGUGGAGCAUGCUGUUAAAAACCGCGUACAUUCGUCCACACUCCAUUCGAGUUUAAUG
This is a messenger RNA of Mizuhopecten yessoensis (Yesso scallop), 4523 nucleotides long. RefSeq names its product myosin-11-like. Bases 139 to 4314 code for a protein of 1391 amino acids. The transcript has 16 exons. NCBI's taxonomy places the organism in Eukaryota, Metazoa, Mollusca, Bivalvia, Pectinida, Pectinidae. The record is from RefSeq and is a predicted model, not a curated record.